Gadus chalcogrammus (walleye pollock) is the source of this 3458-nucleotide messenger RNA. It is a transcript of the gene amph, whose product is annotated as amphiphysin. The record is from RefSeq and is a predicted model, not a curated record. The coding region runs from base 28 to 2220 and encodes 730 amino acids. The transcript is spliced from 23 exons. Gene Ontology annotation, molecular function: phospholipid binding; protein binding. Lineage: Eukaryota; Metazoa; Chordata; Actinopteri; Gadiformes; Gadidae. Gene Ontology annotation, biological process: synaptic vesicle endocytosis. Gene Ontology annotation, cellular component: synaptic vesicle; cytoplasm; plasma membrane.
GUUUAUCCCUGUUCAGGACUAGCAGCCAUGGCUGAAAUCAAGACAGGAAUAUUCGCGAAAAACGUCCAGAAAAGGCUCAGCAGAGCACAGGAGAAGGUUCUUCAGAAGUUGGGAAAAGCAGACGAGACCAAAGAUGAACAGUUUGAGCAGGUCGUCGUCAACUUCAAGAGACAGGAGUCCGAAGGCUCCAGGCUGCAGAGAGAGAUGAAGGCCUACAUGGCUGCCAUUAAAGGCAUGCAGCAGGCGUCCAUCAACCUAUCAGAGUCUCUCCAUGAGGUGUACGAGCCUGACUGGUAUGGCAAAGACGAUGUCAUGGUCCUUGGUAAGGACAGUGAUGCAUUGUGGGAAGAUUUCCACAAUAAGCUGGUGGAUUCCACACUGCUCAACCUGGACGGCUACCUGACGCAGUUCCCUGACCUCAAGACCAGGGUGGCCAAGAGGAGCAGGAAGCUGAUCGACUACGACAGCGCUCGCCAUCACAUGGAGACGCUACAGGCGUCGGGGAUGAAGAAUGACCGCAAGAUGGUGAAGGCAGAAGAAGAGUUGAAAAAAGCUCAAAAGGUCUUUGAUGAACUAAACGUUGGUCUCCAAGAUGAACUGCCCACACUUUGGGACAGCCGCGUGGGGUUCUACGUGAACACGUUUAAGAACGUGACCAGCCUGGAGGCCAAGUUCCAUCGGGAGAUCUCUCUGCUCUGCAAGCAGCUUUAUGAAGUGAUGACGAAGCUUGGAGAGCAGCAUUCAGACAAGAUGUUCACCAUCCAAGGAGCACCAAGUGAUUCGGGACCGCUCCGUCUAGCCAGAACCCCGUCCCCGCCCGACGAUGAUGACGACAGUCCCCCGACCAGCCCGGAGAUGGGAACCAACCACAUGCUGAUGCCCCACUCACCCGGACCUCCGCGACCCAAAUCCCCCAUGCAGGGUCCCCCGGUGCCUCCUCCCCCCAAGGCCACGCCCACCCGGGAGGUGGCCCAGGAGCAGAUCAUCGACCUGUUUGGAGGGGACUUCCUACCAGCGCCCACGCCCUCACAGCCCAAUGAGCGACCCGGAGAAUCACUCAUGGAUCUGGACUUUGAUGCCUUCCAGCCGGACGACAGCGUGUCGCCCAUACCUCAGACAGCUGUCCCUUGGGAUAUGUGGUCGGGAAGUGCUCAACCAGCACAACCUGGGACCAAUGCUUUUAAUGGAUUUGCUCAGGAGGAAGCUGGAUCCUCGUUCUUUGCAGACUUUGAUAACAUGAAGGACAGCGGGGACGCGGUCAAAAGCCCCCUCACCACCAACACAGCAGCCCCAUUGGUCGAUGAAGCGGCCGCCGAAGCGCCCGCCGCGACGGUGUUGGCGAGCGAGGAGGACGAGCCGCUGGUGGAGGCUACCUCCCCAUUGGAGGCUGAGGCAGAGGGGGCGGAGGCAGCGGGCGACGUGCCGGAAGAUGUCACCGCAGCAACGGCAGAAGAACCGGUGGAUCGAUCCAGCGCCGAGGCCCAGGCGGAGGAGGUUGACGCCAGCCCGACGGAGGCAGUGGUGGUGGAGGAGGUGAAGGAGGAGGUGAAGGAAGAAGUGACAGAGGAGGUGAAGGACGAGGUGAAGGAAGUAGUGACAGCGGAGGUGAAGGAGGAGGUGAAGGAGGUCACCCCCACAAGUCCAAAGGAAGAGGAGAAGCUGUCUUCCCCAGUGUCUGCUCCUGUGGAGGUGGCUGUCCCAGAGCCAGACAUUAUACAGAUCCCCACUGCCGAGGAGGACAAGAUGACUUCAUCCAGCGAAACAGACCCUCUGGAAUCUGCCACGACCCCAGAGGAGCGGAGAGAGAGCCCCAUGGAGGACAGCUCGAAAACGAUGCCUAUCCCUUCCGUGGUGAUUGAACCCGCGUCCAGUAACGAGGGUGAUGACGACCGCGACGUGGACAUCAUUUCCCCCGUCGCCGCCAUCAGUGACAACGGCGUCAUGGCGACAGAAGCCAAGGUGUCCGGAGCCGCCGCUGGUGGCCAUGGGCUGCCCGACGGCUUCCUCUACAAGGUGGAGACGAUGCACGACUUUGAGGCGGCAAACUCUGAUGAGCUGGAACUGAAAAGGGGGGAUAUGGUCCUGGUGGUGCCCACAGCCUUACUGGAGGACCAGGAUGCCGGCUGGCUAACAGGGUUCAAGGAGAGCGACUGGAAGACGCUCGGGACUGCUGCCCCUCGAGGACUUUUCCCCGAGAACUUCACACAGCGGGUGGACUAAAAAGAGGGAAAAAAUAAAAAAGGGAUCCCCCGGGAGUGGGAGAGGAGCGCUCGGGAGGGAGAGGAACGCAUGACCAUGCUUCCCAGUCUUAAAACAUGUAGCUGUGUUCUGAACCCCACUCGUACCACCGGUACGCAGCAGGGGAAAAAUAACAACAGGUGAAUCAUCGCGGAAAAAAUGUAAUUUUAACCUCCGAGAAAAACCAUACAGCAGUAUAAGAAACACUAGUAUAUACUCCAAGUUAGCAAAGUAAAACAAAAACAACGACACAAGCAUGACGUGAUUAAUAGGUCGAUCCCUCCUUUUGAAUCCGAGAAAUGUGUUUGUGUGUAUGUUGGAGAAAUAUGUAAGAAGUGAUGUGCGUGUGUGUGUGGUUGUGUUUGUUUGGGAGCAUGGGGACCACUACACCACCCAACCCCACCCCAACCCCCGACCCCCCCUCUCCCAUCUGUUACCAGAUAAAGAAACCGUGGAAGAUGUCGUCCUGAUUGCUAACGUGACCUUCUCCUCUUCCGCUCAGAGUGUCUUGUUAUUGGUUGCGACGGAGCAGCCCAGCAGUCCGUAUCGAUGUGAUCUCUCUUUAACCCUUUUCACCUGAGUGUUUACAUGAGGCAUUUCAGUGUUUCUUUGAAUAAAACCGUUGUUACGUUGUUACCCAGCAGCCGUUGUUAGUGUAACGUUGUCGUGGAAGCGCCGCCGGGAUGCGGCAGUUGGUCGAUGACUCGGGCGCUUGACGCGUGGAAUGGUGCGUCGGCCGUCAUUGAGGUUUAUGUUUUGCGGUGCUUUUGCCAAAAUGAAUUGACAAUAACUAUUUGGUCAUCUGAGCAUGUGCGUUUUAACAUGCAAAGGAUAUAUCUCACUCUUGAAAAAGUAAUAAAAGCGUAUCUUCCUGGUAUUAAAUGAAUCGUUGUAUAUCUUUUGAACCCGUUCCUAUUUUUCCUCCUGAAUAGAUGUUUAUAUAAUUUCAAGAGAUCUGCAUAAGAUAAACUCUGUGCUCAUAUAAAUGUACCUUUCUAUAUUUGAGUUUGUGUUCACAGGUACACGAUGUUUGAGUGAAAAAUAAACUGAUAUGCAGCUAUGUGUUAAAUUGUUGGACUUCACACAGUUGGGACUUUACAUAUAUCCGCAGUCCAACUGUGCAGUAGAUCAAUGAGUAUGACGUCACUUCCUCUUGUUCUACUGUAACCCCCUUUCCAUUGAUUUUUUGUGAUGUACAUACCUUGAUUAUUUACCUAAAG